Molecule: messenger RNA, 1221 nt
Organism: Oncorhynchus masou masou (cherry salmon)
Lineage: Eukaryota; Metazoa; Chordata; Actinopteri; Salmoniformes; Salmonidae
Product: partner of Y14 and mago A
Exons: 3
Coding region: 78-686 (202 amino acids)
Biological process (GO): exon-exon junction complex disassembly
Cellular component (GO): exon-exon junction complex; cytoplasm
Molecular function (GO): RNA binding
Source: RefSeq, a predicted model, not a curated record
GGCGCACAAACGAACUAUCAGUAAGGAUGACGCCACUUCCUGUCAUUCCUGCCAACGGAAGUAGUUAAUUGUGCAAAAUGGCAACCCCUUAUGUUGAAGAUCAAUCUGGGAAAUACAUUGCUGCUACACAGCGACCUGAUGGAACCUGGAGGAAGCCUCGAAGAGUGAAGGAUGGUUAUACCCCUCAGGAAGAGGUCCCUGUCUACGAGAAUAAAUUUGUUAAGUUCUUCAAGGGCAAGCCCGAUCUGCCACCAGGUAUGAGCCCCGACAAUGCGGCCCAGGCAAGGCAGCAGCAGGGGAUCCCCGGCAUUGCAGAGAACGAGACAGCUGGGCUCUCCAAGACAGCCAAGCGAAACAUGAAACGCAAGGAAAAGCGCAAGCAGCAAGGCCCUGAUAGCAAUGUGGAAUCGCUAACAAAUGCUGUUGAGACUAUGACGUUUGCCGAGGACGGUGACAGUGUGACGCCUGCAUCUAACCCAGCUGGAGCUACUAAUGACCCUUCAUCUGCAACAGCAGAAAAGGCCAAGAAGAUCAAGAACAUAAAAAAGAAGCUGAGGCAGGUUGAGGAGCUGCAGCAGAAACUGGACUCUGGGGAAAUCAAGCAAGCUACAAAAGAGCAGCAGGAGAAGCUUGGAAGGGCCAAAGCCUUACAGGACGAGUUACUGCAGCUUGAGGAGGAUUCAUGAGAUAGAAAAUGUUGUAAAAAUGGGCAGCAAACCAGUUGUGGAAGUUAAGACUGUUCAAAAAUACAAACACCCAGUUGUAAAAGAAAUGGACAUUUACAGCUGCGUUGAUGAGCUUCCCUUGAACAGUUUCUGGAUAUUUGUUGAUAUCAGACAGCCAAUGAACAUGAAGUUUGGCUUUUGGAAUAUCAAGUGUAUAUAAACCCAACACUUCACGUGUUAUGUUGUUGACAAUUAAGUGAUCAUGCUUUUCCCACACUUUGUCCAAAACCAAUUACCAAACAACAAUGAGCCAGCCAGGUGUUUUCUCUUCAUUUAAAAUGUACUUUUAAAACAAUUGAACUGAUUCCUUAUGCUUGGCUAUGAACUUAUUUGCCAUUCAAUUAUAGUUGUAAUAUCAUUUAUUUGUGUACUUAGUAUGUUUGUGCAUUUUGUAUCUUUUUUUUAUUUUUUUUUAUCUUGAUCUGUCAAGAAUUGUAUAAAAUAUUAUAUAUUAGUUAGUUGCAUUAAAGAUACAAAAAUCCCCUAUUGAAAAGAA